Pipistrellus kuhlii (Kuhl's pipistrelle) is the source of this 1770-nucleotide messenger RNA. Its product is annotated as L-amino-acid oxidase. The coding region runs from base 1 to 1770 and encodes 589 amino acids. Gene Ontology annotation, biological process: amino acid catabolic process. The record is from RefSeq and is a predicted model, not a curated record. NCBI's taxonomy places the organism in Eukaryota, Metazoa, Chordata, Mammalia, Chiroptera, Vespertilionidae. Gene Ontology annotation, molecular function: L-amino-acid oxidase activity; polyamine oxidase activity. The transcript has 7 exons.
AUGAGCUGCAAGUCCAUGGCCAAGAUGAGGGGAAUCCUGGUCUUGGGGCUCCUGUUGGCUACUUCCGGCUGCCUCGGCCACCAUGAGGACCUGGCCAACUGCUUCCUGGACCCUGAGUACGAGUCCAUCGUUGUCACAGCCCAGGAGGGCCUCCACACCUCCCCACUGCCCAAGCGUGUGGUGGUGGUGGGAGCUGGCAUGUCUGGCCUGGUGGCAGCCAAGGCCCUGCAGGAUGCUGGCCACCAGGUUUCCGUCUUGGAAGCCAGCAGCCACAUCGGGGGCCGGGUGGUCACAAUCAGGAACAAGAAGGAGGGCUGGUACCACGAACUGGGGCCCAUGCGAAUCCCCAAGUCCCACAGGCUGGUUCACACCUAUGUCAAGAAGCUGGGCCUGAAGCUGAACAAUUUCAUCCAUUACAAUGCCAACACCUGGUACCUCAUCAACGGACAACGCUAUCGCAUGAGAGAGGUCAAGGCCAACCCAGAAAUUCUGGGCUACUCCAGGAACCCCACAGAGAAGGGCGACCAUGCUGAGAACCUCUCCCACCAGCCCACUGCCAGCUUGCCCCCUGCCUCAGCCCUCCCUGGGCUGGGAGAGAACAGGGUCUGGCCCGAAGUCACCAUGCAAACCGAACAAAGUCUGAAAAAUAUCAACUGCAGCCACCUGAUGAACUCUUCUGACUCCAUCAAGGCUCGCCUGCUGAAGGAAGGGAUGCUGAACCCCGGAGCAGUCAGGAUGAUCAGUGACGUGAUGAAGGAGGAUACUGAAUUCUUUAAGUCGUUCCUAGAAUCCGGGAAAUCUGACAUCCUCUUCUUCAAAGAUGAUGAGAGCCCUGCUGGAGACUGGGCAGCCUGGCCUCCUGCCCCCCGCCCUCCCCCUGACCCUCUCCUCUCUCUUCACCUCUGCAGCUUUAGCGAGAUCACAGGUGGCUUCGACCAGCUUCCCCAAGGCCUCGGUGCCAGCUUAAAGCCUGGCACCAUCCGCCUGGGCUCCAGGGUGGAGACGGUGGUGAGGGAUGGGCUCGAGGUCCGCGUUUCCUACCGGGUGGGCAAGUCCAGCGCUGCCCUGCGCAGCCUCACAGCGGACUUUGUCGUAAUCUCCGCCUCAGCCGGCGCCACCGGCCUCAUCACCUUCGAGCCGCCACUCUCACCGGGCAAGGUGGACGCGCUCCGCUCGGUCCAUUACGUCAGCGCGACCAAGGUGGUCCUGGCUUGUGCGGAGCCCUUCUGGGAGCGGGAUGGCAUUCAGGGCGGGGCCUCCAUCACCGACGGGCCCUCCAGCUACAUCUUCUACCCCAGCCACCGCCUUCCCAGCGGCAAGGGGGCCCUGCUGGCCUCCUACACCCUGGGCAACGAUUCCCUCUUCCUCGCGGCCAUGAAGCGUGGUCGGGUGGUGGACAUGGUGCUGGAGGACCUGGCGGCGGUGCACCGGGUACCCAAGGAGACGCUGCGGCACCUGUGCCCCUCCUCUGCGCUCAAGCACUGGUCCCUGGAUCCCCUCGUCACGGGCGCCUUCGCCGAGUUCACACCCUUCCAGUCGAAGGACUCUCUGCGGCUCCUCUCCCAGCCAGAGGGCCGCGUCCACUUCGCGGGCGAGCACACCUGCCUGCCCCAAGGCUGGCUGGACACUGCCAUCCAGUCCGGCCUCCGGGCAGCCAGGAGCAUCCAGGCUGCCGUGGAUGAGGAGGCCAGAGGAGGUCAGCGGAGGCCAGGGAAGGCCAGAGGAGGUCAGGGGAGGCAGACCUAUGCCAACACCCAGAAGAGUUUCUAA